Molecule: messenger RNA, 1686 nt
Organism: Perca flavescens (yellow perch)
Lineage: Eukaryota; Metazoa; Chordata; Actinopteri; Perciformes; Percidae
Gene: tlcd4b
Product: TLC domain containing 4b
Exons: 7
Coding region: 312-1133 (273 amino acids)
Biological process (GO): lipid homeostasis
Cellular component (GO): membrane; endoplasmic reticulum
Source: RefSeq, a predicted model, not a curated record
UCUUUUUUUUUACUGUGAACGCCAAAAUAAAACGAGUAGAAACUUUUCUAUCGGACUCAUAACUGGAGACACAUGGCAGCCAGGGACUAAAGGCUUUUAGUGGUUUUCCCCCGCGGUGUGAUGGUCGUCGGGACUCGGCAUUGUUCGCCUUUUCGUCCCUUUCUUUCCCUCAACGGUCGCACAGCGACAGGCAACGGCGGCGUUAGCCGACCUGCUAACGUCAAGUUGGGAGAAAGUGGAGAGAAGACAGCGGCUAAACGGUUGGAGCUUAUCCGCCUACACAGACCUAUGCGACGGAUAGCAGGUGAGUGAUGGAGACGAGAGAGUGGACCGUGGUGGCUGCCAGCUUCGUGGGUUUCCAGCUUCUCUUUUCAGUGGCCAGCCCUCGGCUCUCCUACAUCAUCACGCCGGCAUACAAGGCGCUGCCCACCACCAAGCUCACCGAGUGGAACUCCAGGUUGGUGUCGACGGUGCACGCUCUGAUCGUGGGGUUGUUCUGCCUCUACAUCCUGUGGUUCGAUGAUGCUGUCAACGCCAAUCCCGUCUGGGGGGACCCCAGUCUGGUGAAACUGAACGUAGCCAUAACCUGUGGUUACCUCCUCUACGACCUGGUUCUGCUAGCAUGUAACUGGAGCACUAUGGGGGACAGCUUUUUUGUCUGUCACCACUUGGCGGCGCUCUAUGCAUACGGAUAUGUGCUGACUCGAGGCGUGCUUCCUUACUUUGCCAACUUUCGCCUCAUCUCAGAGUUGUCCACGCCAUUUGUGAACCAAAGGUGGUUCUUCGAGGCAUUAAAGUACCCACGCUCGCACCGGUUGGUGGUGAUAAACGGAGUCGCCAUGGCCGUGGUGUUCUUCCUGGUGCGCACCGCGGUGAUGCCGUCCUACUGGGGAAGUGUCUUCGCCACGUUCGGCACCGCGGACUUUGAGCGGCUGGGCUUGGCCGCCCAGGUGGCCUGGAUCAGCUCCUGCAUCGCGCUGGAUAUCCUCAACGUUAUCUGGAUGUAUAAAAUCGCCCGCGGCUGCUACAAGGUCCUGAAGGGGAGGGCCGGGGCUCGGAAAGCACCGGCGAAGCAAUCGGCCGAGAAGGAGUCUCCGUCGGACGAGAAGCACGCCACCAACCACACGGACUAAAAAACAGAAAGAGACGUAGAGCAAACGGAUACGUAGACGCAGACACGCGCAGGUAGGGAGGCUGGACAGCAGCCUCUCUCUGUCGCUGUAGCCUCAGAGUCCCUCCCUCCAAAUCCCCGAAAUCUCAGCCCCUUGUAGUUGGCUAGCGGAUCGAGCUAACCGUCCUCAGGACCCACGAGACAAAGACGCUGCUCUUUGUCUCACUCAGGCCUAGGGUUGGGCAUCGUUUGGAUAUUAACUUCUGAUCCCGAUUCUUCCUUCUGAUUCCGGUUCUCAUCGAUUCUCGAUUCUGAUUCUUUGAGGGUGGAGUUGAAACGGGUCACGUGCUUAUUUCACAAAUAAGAGGAAUGUUUUAUUUUGAUUGAAAAGGUGGGUUGCAGUGUGACGGGGCUUUUUCAACGUAAAAUAAAGCCCCGCCGGAGCUCCGCUUACUGAGCUCCAUGGCUGCAACACAACAAGCUCCUGGUCACUACGGAAACCCCAAAUUUGCACAUGUUAAAUCUGGAACCCCAUAAUCAGAUUUGAAACCAAACGAUUCAAAUAAAGAAAAGAU